Molecule: messenger RNA, 1252 nt
Organism: Chinchilla lanigera (long-tailed chinchilla)
Lineage: Eukaryota; Metazoa; Chordata; Mammalia; Rodentia; Chinchillidae
Gene: Fcn3
Product: ficolin (collagen/fibrinogen domain containing) 3
Exons: 8
Coding region: 100-1131 (343 amino acids)
Source: RefSeq, a predicted model, not a curated record
CAUAUGAAUGCAGAGAUCUGGGGAGAUGGCUAGGAUGCGUGGAAGCCAGGCUGGACAGGACAGGGACAAUGCCUGUUCUCUCUAGGACUGCGAGAGGAAAUGUCUCACCCCCUGGUGGCUCCGGCCUGGGUGGGGUGUCCCCUGGGGACAAUGAGAGGAAGUUUUGCUCCAUGUCCUCACAUCAUCUUGGCUCCUUAUAAAAGCUGGAAUCCUCGCGCUGGUGAGCCCAGCAAGAUGGGCUUACUGUGGACCCCGCUGUCUUUGUUCCUCCUAUUUGGGGGGCCUGCUUGCCUGAGGACCCAGGAACACCCCAGAUGCCCAGAACCCAGGGAACUGGACGCCAGCAAAGUUGUUCUCUUGCCCAGUUGUCCUGGAACCCCAGGAAGUCCUGGGGAGAAGGGAGUGCCAGGUCCCCAAGGGCCCCCCGGGCCGCCGGGCAAGAUGGGUCCCAAGGGCGAGCCAGGAGAUCCAGUGAGCCUGCUCCGGUGCCAGGAGGGCCCCACGAGCUGUCAGGAGUUGCUGAGCCGGGGCGCCACCUUGAGUGGCUGGUAUCACUUGUGCCUACCUGAGGGCAGAGUCCUCCCAGUCUUUUGUGACAUGGACACUGCAGGGGGCGGCUGGCUGGUGUUCCAGAGGCGACAGGACGGUUCUGUGGAUUUCUUCCGCCCGUGGUCUUCCUACAAAGCAGGCUUUGGGAGCCAGGAGUCCGAGUUCUGGCUGGGGAAUGAGAAUUUGCACCAGCUUACUCUGCAGGGUACCUGGGAGCUUCGAGUAGAGCUGGAAGACUUUAUUGGCAAUCGCACCUUUGCCCGCUAUGAGACCUUCCGCCUUCUCGGAGAGAAAGACCACUACCAGCUGGCGCUGGGCAAGUUCUCAGAGGGCACUGCCGGGGACUCCCUGAGCUCCCACAAUGGGAAGCCAUUUAGCACCUUUGAUGCCGACCACGAUUCAAGAGAGGGCAACUGUGCAGUGAUUGUCCAUGGUGCCUGGUGGUACGGAUCCUGCUACAGAUCUAAUCUCAAUGGGCUCUACGCGGUGUCCGAAGCCACUGCCUCCAAGUAUAGUGUUGACUGGGCCUCAGGCCGAGGCGUGGGCCGCCCCUACCGCAAGGUUCGGAUGAUGCUUCGCUAGGGCCCCCUCACAGGCAGUGCCCUUAUCUCUUCUGUACAGCUUCCGGAUCCUUAGCCACCUCCCCACAGCCAACCGCCUCUGCUUCCCUGUCCACAUCUAAAAAUAAAUCACUUUAACCCUU